Lolium perenne is the source of this 1791-nucleotide messenger RNA. RefSeq names its product AAA-ATPase At3g50940. The record is from RefSeq and is a predicted model, not a curated record. Gene Ontology annotation, molecular function: ATP binding; ATP hydrolysis activity. NCBI's taxonomy places the organism in Eukaryota, Viridiplantae, Streptophyta, Magnoliopsida, Poales, Poaceae.
CCCAGCUCCCCACCUCAGUUCCUCGCAAAAGAGAGGCAGCCUCAUUUCCUCACACUGCUACUCCACACCUAGGAGAACACAGGGCAACAAAAAAACAGAGCCCUCAACACAGCAGGCCAGUCCUCUCAACCCCCACCCUCACACAGAGAGAGAAAUGGCGUCUUAUGACAAGACCAUCGCCACGGCGGCCUCCCUGGCAGCCUCCCUCAUGCUCGUCCGCGGCCUCGCGAAUGAGCUGCUGCCGUCCGAGGUGCGCGAGGCCCUCUCCGACCUCCUCGCCAGCCUCCGCUCCCGCCUGACAUGGCAGCACACCAUCGUCAUCGAGGAGAACGAGGGUUGGUCCUAUAACCACGUCUACGGCGCCGUCAAGGCCUACCUCGCCGCGCACAUCGACAACGCCCCCGCCAACAUCAGCAUGCAGCGCCUGCGGGUCAGCAGCGCCGAGAGCGAGGCCGAGAAGAUGAUCGUCAGCAUGGAGGCGGGAGAGGAGAUGGCCGACGUGUACGAAGGGACGGAGUUCAAGUGGUGCCUCGUCACCCGUGAGGUCAAGGGCGACCCAAAUGGGAACGGCGGCGCACGGGAGGUGAGGUCCUAUGAGGUGAGCUUCCACAAGAGGCACAAGGAGAAGGCCUUGAAGGAGUACCUCCCAUUCAUCGUCGCCAAGGCCAAGGCCAUCAAGGAUGGGGAGAGGAGCCUCAGCAUUUACAUGAACGAGUACUCCGAUGAGUGGAACCCCAUGGAGCUCCAGCACCCGUCAACAUUCGAGACCCUGGCCAUGGACCAGAAGCAGAAGCAGUCCAUCAUCGACGACCUUGACAGGUUCAUCAAGAGGAAGGAUUACUAUAGGAGGAUCGGUAAGGCAUGGAAGCGAGGGUACCUGCUGUACGGUCCACCGGGUACCGGCAAGUCCAGCCUCAUCGCCGCCAUAGCCAACCACCUCAGGUUCGACAUAUACGACCUCGAGCUGACUGGGGUGGAUUCCAACUCAGACCUCAGGCGGCUUCUUGUUGGCAUGACCAACCGAUCCAUUCUUGUGGUUGAAGACAUCGACUGCACCAUCGAACUGAAGCAAAGAGAGGAUCAGGAUGAAGACGAGGAACAUGCCAAGUCCAAUUCUACAGAAAAAAAGAAGGCAGAAGACAAGGUAACGCUAUCUGGGCUGCUCAAUUUUGUUGAUGGCUUGUGGUCGACAACUGGGGAAGAAAGGAUCAUCAUCUUCACAACCAACUACAAGGAGCGUCUCGACCCAGCACUUCUGCGGCCUGGCAGGAUGGACAUGCACAUCCACAUGGGGUACUGCACCCCGGAGGCUUUCCGGAUCCUUGCUAAUAACUACCACGCCAUUGACUCUCAUGCCACGUAUCCAGAUAUUGAGGAGCUGAUCAAGGAGGUGAGUGUGACGCCUGCAGAGGUCGCCGAGGUUCUGAUGAGGAAUGACGACACUGAUGUCGCGCUCGAUGAUCUUGUCAAGCUCCUAAACAGAAAGAAGAUAGAUGCUGCCAAUGAGAUAAAGACUGAAGACAAGCAGGUCGAUGAGAAGAAAGAGGGUGUUGAGAUCAAGACUGAAAACCAGCAGGUGGAUGUGAAGAAAGAUGCCAAUGAGAUCAAAACUGAAAGUGUGCAGGUGGAGAAGAAAGAUGACAAAGAGGUAGUGGUCAAGAUCGAUUCCACAGAAGAGUGGAGCGGUUAGGUGCUGGAAGCUAACACUGACCAAAGAGUGUGCCUACCAUGUAGAUUGGUCCUACAGGAGAUCCAUCGCAAAAUAUGUUAUCAUUUUGACAAUUAAUAACA